UUACUAAUAAAAAGGCCAUAAAGAGUUCUUUUUAUCUAGGAUUGGAUCGGAUCUAUCUCUGAAUCCGAUCAAGGUGGAGCCACACACACACACACACAUACGGCGAAAGGGAGGUCUUGAUUGUGUAUCGGAUCCCGCCGGAGUAUGGACGUGACCGCCGCCGCAGGUAAGCCGUUGACCGCGGAAGAGGAGGCGCUUAGGAGAAGCACCGACUGCAUCUACUUCCUUGCCUCCCCGGUCACAUGCAAAAAGGGAGUAGAAUGUGAGUUUCGCCACAGUGAUGGUGCCAGGCUUAACCCUCGGGAUUGUUGGUAUUGGUUGAAUGGGAGCUGCUUAAACUCUAAAUGUUCUUUCAGACAUCCGCCACUAGAUGGCCUCUAUGGAAAUCCAGGAACACCUGGGCCAGCGGCACCAGCUUUGCAAAGUGCAGCAGCAUCUACGCAAGGCCCAGCACCCACUACUGCGACGUAUAAUGUAAAUAAACAGAAUGUUCCUUGUUAUUAUUUCCAAAAGGGACUCUGUCUGAAAGGGGACUGGUGCCCUUUCACCCAUGGGCCAAAGCCAACUGAUAUUUCAACCAUGCAACAAGUAGCAAAGGUUUCUACAUCCACCAACGAUCCAUCUCGCACACUGCAGGCACUCAGGGGCUCCCCUUUGAAGGAGUGGACUGCUCAGCAGAAUGUAUCAAAAAUAAAUGUUGAUAUGCCAGCUGAAGGACUACGUCUUUCAACAAAUCGUGUUGCUAGAGCUGAAACGGCUGUAAAUAAUGGUCAGGCAGGUUUGAAACACUUGCCAUAUCAACCACCAAAAGGUGUGCACCCAAGACCACAGCAGACUAAGGGUCCUCUCAGCGGGGGUGUUGAUCUUCAGAGGCCUCCAAAUCGCCAGUCUCAGCCAGGCACUGAACAGCUCCAGAUUUACCGAAAAGCUGAUGAUCAGUUGUUGGGGGGCCUUUCUGGUUCUGAUGCUCUCGCAGAUGAAGCUAAUCAUGGAAGACCACUGCUUCAAAGCAGAAGGAAUUUGGUCCACACAGAUGAUUUAGAUUACCAGCACCAGGACUGUGAAAGUGAUCAGUCUCACAGGUUGAGUGAUUGUGACCGUAAUGAGCAGGUAUCCAACCAGUUUGGUAGGGGCAAAAGGAGCUCUGCUGAAAUGUUUGUUGGUCAAAGAAGUUGUGUUCGUGAAGGAAAACUACCGCUAAGAAGUGGAAGCAGUGAUGAGGUGGAUGGGUCUGAUUUGCGUCUUCGGUUAAUGAAGCAAAGAAGACUGAAUGGUUCAAGCUCUGGUUUACACCCUGAUCGUCGUGGUGAAACCUCUAGGAGGAAUGACUGCAAUGCUGAAGAAAGAAAUCAGCGUCGUGACUCUCAAAGGGAUCGACAGGAUAACCAUCAGGAAGGCUCCAUAAGAAAUCGUCUACAAGGGAGAAUAUCGGCUUCGAGGAGAUUGUCACCAGAUAGGCCUGCUGAUAUACAGCCUGAGAGGGAAAGUGACUGGAGAAGGUCCCAGGGCAGAGUGUCACCGGGGAGGCCAAUGAGCCAUCGGGGGAGGCUCUCAGAAAGGAUAAAAUGGAAACCAGAUGAAGUUAGGUCUGCAGAUAUUUGGAGUUCUGGUGGCAAAUCGAUUCUGAUAGAAGAUGCGGAACAGUUAAACUUUGCUGGUCCAAAGAGUCUUGCAGAACUGAAAGGUUUAAAGGAUGCUGAGAGCUGUUUAAGUUCAGGGGAGCAUAAAGGCAGAGUGUUAAAGAAGCAAGUUGGCCACCAGGAACCUGAAGCUUCUUUUUCAUUUGAAGGUCCAAAGCCUCUGAGUACCAUUCUGAAGCAGAAAAGAGGAGUGGCUUCGACAAUCAGUAGAGAUGAAGAGGGUGAUAAUAAUGUUAAUCCUGCCUUGUCAUUGUCAGUGUUAAGUAACAUGCAAUCCAUUCCUCUGGACUUGGAUGAUGAAGAAGAAGAGGGUCAAAUACGCGCAGAGGAUGAGGAACUGCCUAAUGAUCAAGAUUCAUGUAGAGAAGAAGAAGAGGAGGAGGAAGAAGAAGACAUUGCUGAUAUGGUGGACAGUGUGGUUGUAGAUAAUAUGGAAAACCAAAUCCCGAGGAAAUCUGAACAUAAAGAUGAAGAAGAGUCUGAGUUUGAACCAGUUGAUGCUGGAGACUCAAAACAAGAAGACGAAGGUGAGAACACUACUUUUCAGGAUGAUAUUGAAGAUGUUCAUGAAGAUGAUGAUGAAGAGGAUGAAGAUGACUUUGCUAGGAAGGUCGGCCUUUUGUUCUCUUGAAUAUUUGUAUUUGUUUGAUGAUCAUCUUUUUUUUUUUUCUCAUUUAUUUAUUUUUGUUGCUGUAAACUAAGAAGCAAACAAGUCUAAGUCUACCAUUGUAUGGUUUUCACGUUUCUAUAAAUUCCAAGUUUUUAUUUAAA
Dioscorea cayenensis subsp. rotundata (Guinea yam) is the source of this 2411-nucleotide messenger RNA. Its product is annotated as zinc finger CCCH domain-containing protein 19-like. Gene Ontology annotation, molecular function: metal ion binding. NCBI's taxonomy places the organism in Eukaryota, Viridiplantae, Streptophyta, Magnoliopsida, Dioscoreales, Dioscoreaceae. The record is from RefSeq and is a predicted model, not a curated record. The transcript has 3 exons. The coding region runs from base 145 to 2271 and encodes 708 amino acids.